CCUCGCACAGAUCUGUACAACGUACUCAAAAUCUCCCGCAACGCUACAACCAAUGACAUCAAUAAGGCAUAUCGUGCCCUGAGCCUGAAGUGGCACCCUGAUCGCUGCAAGAGCGAGGAUCGCGCAAAGGCCACGAAGAAGAUGGUCGAGAUCAACCAGGCAAAGGAGAUCUUGUGCGACAAGGGGAAGAGAGAGUACUAUGAUCACUUCGGUCUG
Messenger RNA from Bipolaris maydis ATCC 48331, 216 nucleotides. The record is from RefSeq and is a predicted model, not a curated record. Lineage: Eukaryota; Fungi; Ascomycota; Dothideomycetes; Pleosporales; Pleosporaceae.